Oncorhynchus keta (chum salmon) is the source of this 2529-nucleotide messenger RNA. Its product is annotated as ras association domain-containing protein 1-like. The transcript is spliced from 5 exons. Gene Ontology annotation, cellular component: microtubule cytoskeleton; nucleus. NCBI's taxonomy places the organism in Eukaryota, Metazoa, Chordata, Actinopteri, Salmoniformes, Salmonidae. The record is from RefSeq and is a predicted model, not a curated record. Gene Ontology annotation, biological process: Ras protein signal transduction. Bases 387 to 1292 code for a protein of 301 amino acids.
UGUGCAUGCGCAAACAUUGAUGAGAUUGACAGUUUUGGGGGGAGAAAAAAACGAAUCUAUGGCCCUAAACCUUGGACCCCAGUCAACAUUUGCCCACGGUUAAUACGUAACCAAUGAUGAGGAGGUGAACACAAAGAGAGAAAGCCUGGCUGGUCUGUGACAGAGCCUGAAGAGGACUCCAAGAGCAGAUGUUGUUCAGCUGACACCUGUUCUGGCACACUGCUCAUCACGCCGAAGAUAGAUAGCUUCACAGCCAACACUUUCUCUGCAAGAUAGACAUCAUCUGACAUGAUCAAGGCUUAAAAUACGGAUGCUGCGAUGGUCCGUGGACGGAUUAAUAACAGCGAGACUGAGUUCGCUGCAUGGACCAGGUGUAGGUGUAGUCCAUGCUAACCAUGGGCAGUGAGUCCCCACAGGCCAUUGCCCGGCUGUUUGCCUGGGUCAACGGGAUCUCCAAGUGUGAGCUGAUUGAGCUGAAAGAUCUCAGCCUAAAUGAUCGCAUUGAGCUGGCACUGGAACCACCAGCCGCUCCGCCCCCAGCAGCACCCCUGACUCCCAGGCAGGUGAGAGAUUCCCAGAGGUCCAGCCAGGUGGUCCAGCUGGUGGGGGACAGUGUGAGAGUUGAGGGGCCCUCGUUGUUCACAGGGCAGGGUGGGAAGGGACAUGACUUCCAGCCUUGCAGCUACACCCAGAUCACAUGGUGCGACCUGUGUGGAGAAUUAAUCUGGGGCCUUUACAAACAGAGCCUAAGCUGUGCUAACCAGCCUCAAUUCAUCGGUACAUGGACUCUGCAAGGUGUCAAAAGUGUUCCACAUCGAUGCUGGCCCAUGUUGACUCCAAUUCUUCCCACAGUUGUGUCAAAGUUGGCUGGAUGUCCUUCGGGUGGUGGACCAUUCUUGAUACACAUGAAGCGAGACGGAUCAUACACUGGCUUCAUCGGGGUCCUUUUUAAGCUGACUCGUCCCGUGUCACUCCCACCCCCUUGGAAGGCAUCUUCACCACAGGAAUCGGGGCAGCUGGAUGGGGGAAUGAAGUGCCGGACCUCUUUCUACCUCCCCAAAGAUACAGCCAAACACCUGCACAUAGGCUCCCGGACACAGGUACGAGAGGUCAUAGAGGCCCUGCUCAACAAGUUCACUGUGGUGGACAACCCGGCCAAGUUCGCCCUGUUUGAGCGAAGUGAACGUCAAAACCAGAUAUACCUCCGUGAGCUGUCUGACGAGUGGCCGUUCCCCCUGCGUCUGUGUGCCGGACCUAGUGAGAUAGUCCUCAGUCUGGGGAGGUCAAUGUGAGUCCUCUUCAAAACCAUAGAAAUAAAAUAUAUUUCUACGUCCAAAAAAUACACAGAGGGCUCUCAUAUGCGCAAUACUGAAAAUUAAGUGUAUUGUAAAGUGUUGACAGAGUAAUUACUCUGCUACGCUCUGGGCAGGGACAGGGUGAAGGAGACAAUGGCCAACAUCACCACCCCAGGCUGAUGUGAUGUAAUGGCAUCAUGGUGGAGAGGCAUGCACACUUGACCAGCAGCCACCAGGAGCAUGGUACACAAUAUGCCAUAUGUUCAAAGGUCUUUAGAGCUGUCCUUGAUGUAGCAGAUAGAGCACAGCACAACAACCUCUGCAGCUGUUGAUGGCAACUACGGCCAAAUGGGGUUAGAUGGGGGGAGAGUCAGGAAGUCAGAGAUCAAUCAUGAACAUGUCCUUGAGACAGACUUUGGCCGUGUUCGAGAGGAUCAACAUUGUAAUGUAUCAUGGGUAAAUUGUGACUGACGGACUGAUCUACAAAUAAUAAUGAGUCGUUAUUUGUAGAUGAGUUAGUCGGCAGUCGCCUGACAUAGUAGUGUAAGCUAGGAGAGAAGGUAGAGAUAUUUAGAGCAAACAUGUGGGCUACUACUAUGGGUGUUGUGAGGCCUAGAUUGGGCACUACUGUGAAUGACUGGAAGAAGUUGUCUGAGGAGUGAGGACCGACGAUAACGUCAUUGACUGGACACCCAGGAGAUGUCCUGGUAUGGACACGGCUUAACUGGAGAACUGGAGUUUUUCCACUGGGAAAAUGUAUUCUGCUGCUCAGAUGUUGGGGGAGGUUGCAAUAACUGAAGAUUUAAUUGUAUUGAGCUGUUGUUACUCCAAUAAUUCCCCUUGUUAAUUAAGGGAUCAUUGAAUGCGUCUGACAUGCCAAUCUAAUGUGGGCUUUCUCUAGAUUUCUAUCUUAGUUUAGGGAGGUGUGAUGAAACUUGACAACCGUUUUAGACCAGGGCUGUGUUCAGUAGUGCAUACUGUAGCAAAAAUGUAUUUCAAUCAAAAACAAAAUUCUGUGUUCUUACAGGGACAGUUUAGGUCUCUCCCUGUUUAAAAAAACAUUUUCUUCCUACUGCACAUGGCCCAGCUUUCUGGGAAGCCAUUUGUCAAUUACUCAGAUAAAUCCUAUAACCUUUUAAUUAGCCAGUGUCAUGCAUGUUUUAUUAUGGGAAUUACAUAUCUAAGGAAAGAAAUCUAUUUUGCAGUGUUCAUAUUUCCAAUAAUAAAAAGAUAA